CGCACUUCUAGAGGCUUUAUCAGAAGUACGAGCUAUGCUGAGCGACAAUUUGAGCAACGACGGCCAAGUUAUAAACCGCCUGCGGGAACUUGUCGACCAAAGUGUGGAGUCUACCAAUACGAUCAUCGCAUGUUCCUCCCAUCAGCUCAGAAUCGCGGACGAUGUGCUCGCGUUGUCAAAGCUCGACUCCAAGCUUUUACAACUUGCACCAAACCCUGCACAGGUCAUAUCACUACUUUCUGAUAUCAAGAAGUCGUACGAAGCAGAAGCCGCCAACCAACUGGUCCAAUUGGUGACGCAAGUCGACCCUUCUCUUCAGGAGCUGAAGAUUGAUUGGAUAAUGCUUGACAUGGGUCGUGUGCGUCAGAUUCUGGUCAACCUCACUUCCAACGCCUUAAAAUUCUCCAGGAAACGGUCCGUCCGAAAAGUUACUAUUCGUAUGGGUGCAUCGGUUUCACCGCCAACUCAAGCUCUACUCGGUGUAAACUUCGUGUUGAGCAAGAAGUCAUACGAACAGAGCCGCGAGAGCUCGGAAAACCAACCCGUCUAUCUAUACUUCACUGUCACGGAUACCGGAACAGGCUUGACAGCAGAACAAAAGGGCAAACUGUUCAGUCGAUUCUCACAGGCCUCGGCUAGGACAUACAAUGACUAUGGCGGCUCUGGCUUGGGUCUCUGCAUCAGUCAGCAGCUUUGCGAAAUGCAGGGAGGAAUGAUUGGUCUAGAGUCUCAAGCAGGCAUAGGAUCAACCUUCGCUUUCUUCGUCAAAGCUUAUCGUACGAGCUGUCCCGAACCUUUGAAAAGCUCACCCGUCAAAUCCAGCUCAAUCCCUCGAACCGACAUGGUACAUCCAAAAAGCAGAAUCAGUGUUCUCGUGGUCGAAGACAAUGUGGUGAACCAGAAAAUAAUGAAGAUGCAGCUUGUCAAACACGGCUACCAAGUCGCAGUCGCAGAUAACGGACAAGAAGCCUUGGAUUUCAUUCGCUCGACGCGACACUGGCGUGAAAACCGCAAUAUUCUGGACAGAGAAGUCGAUUUGAUCCUCAUGGACGUCGAAAUGCCAAUUCUGGACGGCCUUUCAGCGACAAGAGAAAUUCGCGAGUAUGAGAAGAACGGCUUGAUUUGCGAUCACAUUCCGAUAGUGGCCGUAUCAGCCAAUGCAAGGGCCGAGCAGAUGACGCAAGCGAUAGAGGCUGGUAUGGACGACACAAUCACGAAGCCGUUCCGCAUGCCAGAUUUGAUCAAAAAAGUAAUCAUGAUCACCUCUGCGACGGCCUCCUAGAGUGGAGAGUAUGCAGAAACAUAAUACUGCAUUGAGGCCUAAGAUUUGAUGGCCAACGCUAUGUACUUGAGCUCAUCUUUUUCUCGACCAAAGGAUAU
Messenger RNA from Aureobasidium subglaciale EXF-2481, 1380 nucleotides. RefSeq lists its product as uncharacterized. The coding region runs from base 35 to 1282 and encodes 415 amino acids. Gene Ontology annotation, biological process: phosphorelay signal transduction system; phosphorylation. The record is from RefSeq and is a predicted model, not a curated record. Gene Ontology annotation, molecular function: transferase activity, transferring phosphorus-containing groups. The transcript has a single exon. NCBI's taxonomy places the organism in Eukaryota, Fungi, Ascomycota, Dothideomycetes, Dothideales, Saccotheciaceae.